Molecule: messenger RNA, 1023 nt
Organism: Triticum turgidum subsp. durum (durum wheat)
Lineage: Eukaryota; Viridiplantae; Streptophyta; Magnoliopsida; Poales; Poaceae
Source: the annotation of a GenBank genome assembly
AUGUCCUUCGGCAAGGCGGACAUGAGCAAGGAGGGCAUGUACCAGGAGCGCAAGGACGCGCCGGCCACACGGUUCGCGACGCCGCCGCCGAUGCACCACCGCCAUGCCGGCCACGGUGACCAGCAGCAGCAGCAGCUGGAGUGCUUCUCUGAUGAGGUGGACAGCCGGGGUACCGCCGAGAUGAAGGAGCCCGGGGGCAGUGCGGCCGGCUCCCAGCUCGUUUCAGGCGGCGGCGUUGGCGACGGGUCGAGCAUCGAGGUGGCCAAGAAGCGGAGGGGGCGGCCGCCGGGGUCCAAGAACAAGCCGAAGCCGCCCGUGGUGAUCACGCGGGAGGCGGAGCCCGCGGCGGCGAUGCGGCCGCACGUGAUCGAGAUCCCCGGGGGCCGCGACGUCGCCGAGGCGCUGGCGCGCUUCGCGAGCCGCCGCAACCUCGGGAUCUGCGUGCUCGCGGGCACCGGCGCCGUCGGCAACGUCUCGCUCCGCCACCCCUGCCCCACGGCGCCCGGUGCUGCCCCGGCCGUCGUCGUCUUCCAGGGCCGGUUCGAGAUCCUCUCCAUCUCCGCCACCUUCCUGCCCCCGGCCAUGGCCGCCGUGGCGCCCCAGGCCGCGGCCGUCGCUGCCGGGCUCUCCAUCUCGCUCGCCGGCCCGCACGGCCAGAUCGUCGGCGGCGCAGUCGUGGGCCCGCUCUACGCCGCGACAACAAUCGUCGUCGUCGCCGCCGCCUUCACGAACCCCACCUUCCACCGCCUCCCCGCCGACGACGACGCGCCGAUGCCCGUCUCCGUGUCGCUCUGCGGCAGCGCGGACGCGGAUGAACACCGCGCCCGUCAGCACCAGCCGGAGCCGCAAGAGCAGCGUCACCAACGGCGGCAGGCGCCGCACUUGACCCCGUCGGCAGCACAGCCCGUGGAACCUUGUGGCGUGCCCGUCUACGCCUGCCAGCCGCAGCCGCAAGAAGUGAUGUGGCCGCUUGCUGCUCGCGCGCCGCACCAACCGCCACCGCCGCCGCCGCCGCCGUACUGA